Molecule: messenger RNA, 1254 nt
Organism: Antechinus flavipes (yellow-footed antechinus)
Lineage: Eukaryota; Metazoa; Chordata; Mammalia; Dasyuromorphia; Dasyuridae
Gene: GNG13
Product: G protein subunit gamma 13
Exons: 3
Coding region: 444-647 (67 amino acids)
Biological process (GO): sensory perception of taste; phospholipase C-activating G protein-coupled receptor signaling pathway
Cellular component (GO): heterotrimeric G-protein complex
Molecular function (GO): G-protein beta-subunit binding
Source: RefSeq, a predicted model, not a curated record
ACCUGUUAUUAAGCACAGAGGGCACUGGGAGGGAGAGAAAAAGGACGCAGGACGCAGGACGCAGGGCCCGGGGCUCGCUCUGGCUGGCUGACUCGCCCGGCCUCCGCGCCAGCUCCGGCUCAGUCUGUCUGGUCCUCCUCGCUCCCUCCUCCAGCCUGCCCCCCUCCGCUCCCGGGGCAGCCCAGAUCCGGGGGGAGAGCCGCGGGGUGUCCCCACCGUACGCGCCAGCGCGCCGGCUCUCCGCUUUUCUCUCCAGCUGGGACUGCGGAACGGUCCCCAGCUCGCUCGAGAUCGCCUUGCGGAGCGGAGCGGAGCCGCGUCUGCGGGCAGCGAGGAGAAUCUCCCAGGCUGCGGGGGAACGCCCGGCUAACGAGGGCCAGGGUCUGCGCUCCUAGGAGCUCUCCUUCCAGCCUGUUCCUGGAACCGCCAGUCCUCCAGGCGUCAUGGAAGAGUGGGAUGUACCCCAGAUGAAAAAAGAAGUAGAGAGUCUGAAAUACCAGCUGGCUUUCAAGAGGGAGAUGUCUUCCAAAACAAUCCCCGAACUGCUGAAGUGGAUUGAAGAUGGAAUCCCCAAUGACCCAUUUCUGAACCCCGACCUGAUGAAGAACAACCCUUGGGUGGAGAAAGGAAAAUGCACCAUCCUGUAGUGAGUGGCUCCAGCUGCCCCUCCCAGACCUGCCCUGGAGCAGCCGCUCCCAAUGGGACAGAGAAUUCUUCCCCAUCACUCCACCCCCUCCCACUGACUCAAUCUCUUCUCUGGUUUUCAGUUAGGUCCAUGCCUGCUAACGCAAUCUCAUUAUUGCCUUGGCUUCUCAUUUGUAAGGGGGUGGGAGGGGAGGGGGAGGCAGGAUUUCAAAUCCUACAGGACAGGGACAAGGGAGAAAUGAGGGUUUAGGGAAAGGUUAACUGGGCCAGGGAAGAAUCUGGGCAGCGGGGUGCCUAUGGGGUAUGGGGUUAAGACCACCAUCUAAGUGACUAUGGCAGGGUAGGAGAGGAGGGAGCAUUACUUCAGCUGGUCUUAGGGUUCUUGUUAAUGGGGAUUUCAUUUAAUGAUGCUGAUAUUGGUGUAAAACCAUUCAGACAUUUUUUGGGGGGAGGGGUAAAUGAACAACUUUUAUAAAAAAACACAAAAACUUUUCAAUGGUUUUCAAUACUUUUGUAUAUUGUAGAAUAUACAAUUUUACAGUCAACAGGCUGACCAUGCAAGAAACUUAAGGUUUAUACAUAAAUAAAAACAAAGCAAUACUUCACAAA